UUCUCAUCAAAAGAAAAUAAAAGCACAAGUUUUUCCUUCACCUUCUCUUAAUCCAGUAAGAAAGAGAGGUGGUGUGAAAUUAAGUCCAACACAUUGCCGAUAGUUGGUGGGAUUUCAGGGGGAGGAAUGACAGGUUCUAGUGGCGGCCCCCUAAGGGGUCGUCUUUGGCCUCAAUUGGCAGUGGCAUUGACUAUUCUCUUUGUUGCGAGCAAUGUAGGUUCAGUCUCAGGAGAUGCUUAUGUUUACAGUUCUCCACCUCCACCACCGUAUCUAUACAAGUCUCCACCACCUCCUUCUCCAUCUCCACCACCUCCUUAUGAGUACAAGUCACCACCUCCUCCAUCACCAUCCCCACCACCACCAUACAUGUAUAAGUCUCCACCACCUCCAUCCCCAUCCCCACCACCACCAUACAUGUAUAAGUCUCCACCACCUCCAUCCCCAUCCCCACCACCACCAUACAUGUAUAAGUCUCCACCACCUCCAUCCCCAUCACCCCCUCCACCAUACAUGUAUAAAUCCCCACCCCCACCAUCCCCAUCCCCACCACCACCAUACAUGUACAAGUCUCCACCCCCUCCAUCCCCAUCACCCCCUCCACCAUACAUGUACAAGUCACCACCACCACCCUCUCCAUCCCCACCACCACCAUACAUGUACAAGUCACCACCACCACCUUCACCAUCACCACCUCCACCUUAUAUAUAUAAAUCUCCUCCACCCCCUUCUCCAUCACCACCACCUCCCUACUACUAUAAAUCACCUCCACCCCCAGUACAUUCUCCUCCUCCACCAUAUUACUACAAGUCACCACCACCACCUUCUCCCUCACCACCCCCACCAUAUUAUUACAAGUCUCCACCACCACCCAAAAAAUCACCACCUCCACCAUAUUACUAUAAGUCACCACCUCCUCCCUCACCAUCACCACCCCCACCAUACUACUACAAGUCCCCACCUCCACCUAAACAUUCACCACCUCCACCUUAUUACUACAAGUCACCACCACCACCCUCACCAUCACCACCCCCACCAUACUACUACAAGUCCCCACCUCCACCUAAACAUUCACCACCUCCACCAUACUACUACAAGUCACCACCUCCACCCUCACCAUCUCCUCCUCCUCCAUACUACUACAAGUCUCCACCUCCUCCUUCACCGUCUCCUCCACCACCAUACUAUUAUAAAUCUCCUCCACCACCUUCUAAAUCUCCUCCACCUCCUUAUUACUACAAGUCUCCCCCACCUCCAACUAAGUCUCCACCUCCUCCAACACCAUACUACUAUAAAUCCCCACCACCACCUUCACAUCCUUUACCACCACCCUAUUAUUACAAAUCUCCACCACCACCUAAAGCUUUACCUCCUCCAUACCACUACACUUCUCCACCUCCACCUGUCAUUUACCCUCACCCCCACCACCAUGAUUUAAUGGUCAAAGUGGUAGGAAAGGUUUACUGCUACAAAUGUUAUGACUGGGGAUAUCCAGUGAAGUCACAUGAUAAAAAGCAUCUAAAAGGUGCCGUGGUGGAGGUAACAUGUAAAGAAGGUGCAAAAAAGAUCAAGGCCUAUGGUAAAACCAAAAUCAAUGGAAAAUACAGCAUCACACUGAAAGGUUUCAAUUAUAGCAAAUAUGGAGGCAAGGCAUGCAAAGCCAAACUUCACAUGGCACCAAAGGGUUCACCAUGCAGCAUCCCAACUAAACUACACUGGGGUAACAAGGGUGCCUCUCUAAAGGUGAAGUCCAAGACAAAGUAUGAAGUUGUGCUCUCAGCUAAACCGUUUGCUUAUGCUCCUAAGACCCCUUACAAGGAGUGUGAGAAGUCCAAGCCCACUCCUGCUCCAUACUACUACAAGUCACCUCCACCUCCUCCUCCAACUUACAUUUAUAAGUCACCACCACCUCCACCUUAUCUUUACAAGUCACCCCCUCCACCACCAUAUAUUUAUAAAUCACCACCACCACCAACUCAUUCCCCACCACCACCAUAUUACUAUAAAUCACCACCACCUCCUUCACCAUCCCCACCACCUCCAUACUAUUAUAAAUCUCCACCACCACCAUCUCCAUCACCACCACCACCCUACUACUACAAAUCGCCUCCACCACCUGUACACUCUCCUCCGCCACCAUACUACUACAAAUCACCUCCACCUCCAGUUCACUCUCCUCCCCCACCAUACUACUACAAGUCUCCACCUCCACCAUCUCCACCACCACCAUACUACUACAAAUCACCCCCACCACCAGUUCAUUCUCCUCCACCACCAUACUAUUACAAGUCACCACCUCCACCGGUUCAUUCUCCUCCUCCACCAUACUACUACAAGUCACCUCCACCACCGGUUCACUCUCCUCCCCCACCAUACUACUACAAGUCACCGCCUCCACCAUCUCCAUCACCACCACCACCAUACUACUACAAGUCACCACCUCCACCGGUUCAUUCUCCUCCUCCACCAUACUACUACAAGUCACCUCCACCACCGGUUCACUCUCCUCCCCCACCCUACUAUUACAAGUCACCGCCUCCACCAUCACCAUCACCUCCCCCACCAUACUACUACAAGUCACCACCCCCGCCGGUUCACUCUCCUCCCCCACCCUACUACUACAAGUCACCACCUCCACCGUCACCAUCACCACCACCACCAUACUAUUACAAAUCACCUCCUCCACCGUCGCCAUCUCCUCCACCACCUUAUUAUUACAAAUCCCCACCACCUCCAUCCCCAUCCCCUCCACCCCCGUACUAUUACAAGUCACCACCACCACCAUCACCAUCACCACCACCACCGUACUACUACAAGUCACCCCCUCCACCAUCGCCAUCUCCUCCUCCACCCUACCACUACAAGUCUCCCCCACCACCCUCUCCUUCACCACCACCUCCAUACUAUUACAAGUCUCCCCCACCUCCCUCACCAUCUCCUCCACCACCCUACUACUACAAAUCCCCACCUCCCCCCUCACCAUCUCCUCCACCCCCAUACUACUACAAAUCCCCUCCUCCACCAUCUCCAUCACCUCCACCACCUUACUACUACAAGUCUCCUCCACCACCAUCUUCAUCUCCCCCUCCUCCAUAUGUCUACAAGUCCCCACCUCCCCCUUCACCAUCACCACCUCCUCCCUACUACUACCAUUCACCUCCCCCACCAGUGAAAUCACCUCCACCCCCGGUUUACAUUUAUGCUUCUCCACCACCACCAACACACUACUAGGCUCGAAAAACUCCUCCAUUCAUCACAGAAAAUCAAGUUUUAGUUUCAGCAACGUAAUAAAGGAAGGCUCCAAUAGCGAAAUGUGUAGAUACGAAGCAUCCUAUCCAAAUCCAUUCAAUAAGGGUCUAAGUUUUGCGUCAGAAAGCUACAAGUUUUACCAUUCUCCAGUCUCAAACUUCAACGUGACAAUCUUGCACAUCAUCAUCUUAUUAUGUUCAAAUAUUGGUUUUGGCUUCAAAAUGUUCCCUAUCUAUGCCUUCUCAAGAUUAGGAAGUGAGAUGGGAGAAGAAGGAGACCCGGAUUUGGAAGUGGGCUUUUAAUUAGCAGAAAUUGUUUGUUUGUUCUUAAUUUCUUUUUAAAUUAUUGAUCAAAUGGGGGGUUCCAUCUAAUUUAUUUACUGUUUGUGCUACCGUACAGCCCAGUUUCAUCUGGGUUCUAUUUAUUGUGGGCAGUUGUUGUUUCCUGGACCUUCUUGUGCUUUGCAACGAGGUUGUUCGUAAUAAAAGACCACCUUCCUCUUCUGUCGCAA
Molecule: messenger RNA, 3757 nt
Organism: Populus trichocarpa (black cottonwood)
Lineage: Eukaryota; Viridiplantae; Streptophyta; Magnoliopsida; Malpighiales; Salicaceae
Product: extensin-2
Exons: 3
Coding region: 127-3228 (1033 amino acids)
Biological process (GO): plant-type cell wall organization
Molecular function (GO): structural constituent of cell wall
Source: RefSeq, a predicted model, not a curated record